Molecule: messenger RNA, 2444 nt
Organism: Danio aesculapii
Lineage: Eukaryota; Metazoa; Chordata; Actinopteri; Cypriniformes; Danionidae
Product: NLR family CARD domain-containing protein 3-like
Exons: 7
Coding region: 57-2369 (770 amino acids)
Source: RefSeq, a predicted model, not a curated record
AGAGCUCACAUCGUGUUCCUGCUGCACAAGAGCGUCUGUACUUCUGCAGGUGCAGUAUGGCAGAGGAGCGAGUAAAGGACUCUCUCACAGAGAAACACAGUGUGAGAUCAGGAUCAUGUGUGUCUCUGAAGAGUGACCAGUCAAAAGGUGAUCCACCAAACUUCAGAGAGAAAACCCCAUCAUCUGCUCAAAGUGUGAGAUCAGGAUCAUGUGUGUCCAGCUCUGUGUCUCUCAAGAGUGACCAGUCUAAAGGUGAUCCACCAAACUUCAGAGAGAAAACACCAUCGUUUGCUCAAAGUGAAGAAUAUGAAUUAGCAGAUUCAGGAGACGAGACUCACAGGAGACACAAGAGCUUCACAGACAAUCUCCAGUCAAUCUUCCAGAAUCUUGAGAGUAAAAUGAUCAGAUUCUUGAAGAAUGAACUGGAGAAAUUUAAGAAAAUCUUACAGGUAGAAAACAGACAAGAGUUUGUAAAGGACUAUAAUGAGAACAGAAGCAGAAUCACAGAAGCAGCUCUUGAUCUCACACUCUUCUUCCUGAGAGAGAUGAAGCAAGAUCAAGCUGCUGAUACUCUUGUGGAUGAGCUGUUCUUCAUCAAUCAGCUUAAAUGUAGCCAGAAGAAGAAAUAUCAAAGUGUGUUUGAAGGAAUUGCUCAGCAAAGAGACUCCGCACUUCUGAAUAACAUCUACACAGAUCUCUAUAUCACUCAGGGUGCGAGUGAACAGGUCAACACUGAACAUGAGAUCAGACAGAUUGAAGCUGCUUCCAGACGUCAUCAGUCACUAGAGAUACAGGUUGAAUGCAAACAUUUGUUUGAAGCACCUGAACAAGACGAGCAGAUCAGAACUGUGCUGACAAAAGGAGUUGCUGGCAUAGGGAAAUCAAUUUCUGUGCAAAAGUUUGUUCUGGAUUGGGCUGAAGGAAAAGAAAAUCAAGACAUCAGCUUCAUAUUUCCUCUUCCAUUCAGAGAGAUGAACUUAAAGGAGAAAGAAAAACAAAGUUUAAAAGACCUCAUAACUCAGUUUUUCCCAGAGACUAAAGGACUGAACCUUACAAGAAGCACACGAUUCAAAGUCCUGUUCAUCCUUGAUGGAUUGGAUGAAUGUCGUCUUCCUCUGAACUUUGCUGGUAAUGAGACAUGUCGUGAUGUAUCUUCAGCAGUCUCUCUGGAUGUUCUCCUGACGAACCUCAUCAAGGGAAAUCUGGUUCCUUCUGCUCUCAUCUGGAUCACCAGCAGACCAGCAGCUGCCAGUAAGAUUCCUGCUGACUGUAUCGACCGGCUGACAGAGAUACAAGGAUUCAAUGAUGCCCAAAAGGAGGAGUACUUCAGAAAGAGACUCACAGAUCAGAAUCAGGCCAGAGAAAUCAUUGAUCACAUUAAACAGUCAAAGAGUCUCUUUAUUAUGUGCCACAUCCCAGUCUUCUGCUGGAUUUCAGCCACUGUUCUCCAAAACAUUUUGAAGGAGAACAGAAAUACUGAACUGAAACACAGGGCUAAUGCUGAAACACUGCAGGAAUCUCCCAAGACUCUGACACAGAUGUACACACACUUUCUCCGCUUUCAGAUCCAGCAGAGCAGAAGAAAGUAUGAUGGAGAAAACACACCAGAUGUCUCCUGGGAUCCAAACCUCAUCCUUUCACUGGGGAAACUGGCCUUCCAGCAGCUGGAAAGAAACAACGUGAUCUUCUAUGAGAGCGAUCUGAAAGACUGUGGCAUUGACGUCUAUAAGGCAUCGGUGUACUCGGGCAUGUGUACCCAGAUCUUUAAGAAGGAGACAGGAAUCAUUCGUGGUACCAUGUACUGCUUUCUUCACUUAAGCAUUCAAGAGUUCAUUGCAGCCCUUUAUCAACAUCUGUUUCUAGACAGCGACAAGAAUCGAGCAGAAAAAAGCAAAAAUAAGGCUAUGAGGAAUUUGCUGAAGACUGCUGUGGACAAGGCUCUAAAAUGUGACCAUGGACAUCUGGACCUUUACCUUCGCUUCCUUCUCGGUCUGUCACUCCAGUCCAAUCGACAACUCUUACGAGGCCUGUUGACACAGCAGGAUGACAGAGACCAGAGCAAAGAGAAAAUAAUAGCAUACAUCAAGCAGAAACUUGAAGGGAAUCUGUCUCCAGAGAGAUCCAUCAAUCUGUUCUACUGUCUGAAUGAACUGAACGAUCAAACUCUGCUGAAAGAGAUUCAGUUUCACCUCAGUAGAGGAAGUCUGUCAUCUGCUGACCUUUCACCUGCCCAGUGGUCUGCUCUGGUCUUUGUGUUGUUGACCUCAGAGGAGGAGCUGGAGGAGUUUGAGCUUCAGAAAUUCCAGACAUCAGACGAGUGUUUAAUCAGACUAUCAGCAGUCAUCAAAUCCUCCAAAAGAGCUCUGUAAGUCAAAGUGCUUUAAUCUAAGAAAUAGACAUUUGCUGAAAUUAAAUAAUACAUCAUGUUAAUGAACAUGCACCAU